AUGCUCAGGCUUCAGAAGAGGCUCACCUCUAGUGUCCUCCACUGUGGCAAGAAGGAGGUCUUGUUAGACACCAGUGAGACCAAUGAAAUAGCCAGUGCCAACUCCCGUCAGCAGAUCCAGAAGCUGAUCAAAGAUGGGCUGAUCAACUGCAAGCCUGUGAUGGUCCAUUCCUGGGCGCGAUGCCAGAAAAACACCUUGGCCCGCCUGAAGGGCAGGCACAUGGGCAUAGGUAAGCGGAAGGGUACAGCCAAUGCCCGAAUGCCAAAGAAGGUAACAUGGAUGAGGAGAAUAAGGAUUCUGCUCUGGUUGCUCAGAAGACACUGUGAGUCUAAGAAGAUUGAUCGCCACGUGUAUCACAGCCUAUACCCGAAGGUGAAGGGGAAUGUGCUCAAGAAUAGCUUAAAAUAGGAGGAC
Molecule: messenger RNA, 414 nt
Organism: Chlorocebus sabaeus (green monkey)
Lineage: Eukaryota; Metazoa; Chordata; Mammalia; Primates; Cercopithecidae
Source: RefSeq, a predicted model, not a curated record